AUGAGUACUUUACGAAGGGCAGAGCAGGAGCAGGAGGCAACUCAACCUCUAAAGCAACAGCAUUCAUGUUUGGCCCGAUGCGAGAAUCAAGCACUACAAUUAUUGGCACCAGAAUUAUCGAGACAUCAGAAUGCUGCCCAAUUCGACGAGAACAAGAAUCAAACCGUUUUGUCGUCGUGCAAGUCGUCCCAAUAUCAGUGUAAGCAAAAGGUCUAUUCUUUGAAUAUUGGACAUGAGAAGAGUUCGUUUUAUUUGAAAACUGAACUCGUGGAAGAGUUAAAGUUGUAUCAAAGUAUGGAAGUAUCUCAAAAGCCAACCUUUGUCUUGCAGGAAAUGAUCUUGAAGGAUAAGGCAAGAAGGGAAUUGAGUGCUCUUAACAACAAUCCUUCGUCGUCAGCACACUCAAACAACAAGACUCGAAAUCAAUUAGAAUUUGAUUUGUUGAUGUCAGGAACUUCAGAGGGAGCUCUCAGAAUAAGUCGUGAAGAGAAUGCUGGAGGUAAUUCUGUGUUUAGUGAGGCUUUGAGCUUUGAAGUUGUUAAACGAAUGUUCUCUGCAGAGCUUUUAAAGACUGAAAUGGAAAUUGAGUAUUAUCCUGGAAGUAAGAAGACUGACUAUCUUGUUCGAAUUGGACAAAAGAAGUAUGGUGUUUCUGUCACUAGAGCUUUCAACUUUAACGACUUUACUGGAGGAAAUGGUGUGUUGACCGACAAGAUGUUGCAACUUUUGCUCUAUAAGAAGCUCUCAGGCAUUAUUGCUUCGUCUGGAAAUGUGUACGAUGAAGAUGUGUGGGAGAAGCAAUUUUUGCAUUGUUGGGUGCCCUCUAUGGAUGUGGCAAAGAGAUUGAAGAGACAAUAUGCCAAGAUGAAGUGCUCGGUCAAGAGUAACACCAUUCUGUUGGUCACGGUCGCCAGUGAAGCAAGAAGUAUUUUCAUGGAGAAUUCGGCUGACCAUGAACAAUAA
This is a messenger RNA of Naegleria lovaniensis, 963 nucleotides long. RefSeq lists its product as uncharacterized. NCBI's taxonomy places the organism in Eukaryota, Heterolobosea, Eutetramitea, Acrasida, Naegleriidae. The record is from RefSeq and is a predicted model, not a curated record. Bases 1 to 963 code for a protein of 320 amino acids. The transcript has a single exon.